AUGUGGUUAUUGGUUGGCUUUUAUCUUCUCUUGAACCAAGCAUUGCUAAUAGUGUUCAAUGACACAAGACUGCCAAAGAGAUAUGGGAUGAACUCCAUGAGAGCUGAUUUUUAUACCAAGUUUAAAACUAUUUGGGAUGAAAUUGACCAUCUCAACCCUCUACCCACAUGUUCUUGUGAUGAAUGUUCUUGCAACCUUACACAACAGUUUUACAAGCUUCAACAGAAUCAAAGACUCACUCAUUUCUUAAUGAAGGUUGACUCCAAAUAUACUCAAAGGCAUCAAACACUCAGCAAACUGAAUGAAUCUCAUCAUGAAUCCCUUGCUUUCAAUGCUGACAGAAAGUCCUCUUUUGACAGACAUAAAGCCUCUCUUAUCCCUCCUCUUAGUCACAGAUCAGACAAAUUAAGAGAAUCUGGUGUUAAACGUUUUGGAUCCUACUUCUGUGACCACUGCAAAGCCUAUGCUCAUAGUAUUGAACGUUGUUGGAAAGUCCAUGGUUAUCCCCCAAUUUUCAAGAAUAACACCUGGAGAAGGCCUAAUGGCUCAGCUCAUAAUGCACAAAUGGAACUAGAUUCUGAUGAUGAUGCUCUUGUGACCACCAAGCUCACCAGUAACCAAUACAGACAUCUUCUCAACAUCCUCAAGAAAGAAGCUUCCAGUUCUUCUGAUCACAUUACUGCUCUCUUUGCAGGUUCCUCCUGUUUUGUUACUCAUAAUCCUCAUUCUUGGAUUCUUGAUAGUGGUGCUUCAGACCACAUGACUCAUGAUCUUACUCUCUUUCAUUCAUAUACUUAUGUUAGUGCUAAAGAUCAUAUGAUUACCAUUCCAGAUGGGAGGAAAGUCCAUGUUCAAUGCAAUGGCACAGUUUGUCUUACUAAUGGUGUUGAAUUAAGAGAAGUGUUAUAUGUUCCUGAAUUUCAAUUCAAUUUGAUCUCUAUUAGAGUAUCAGGACCACUGAUGCAAGAGUGGUGUUACCUCACUACAAGAUUGAGCAUACUUCUCCGUUACAAGAUUGCAAGAUUCCUUAAAAGAUUGACAUUUGUAAUGUUGUUUAAAACUAGACAACUUCACACUGGUUUCAUCACCAUAGUUGAUGAUUUCACUCGCUUCACCUGGAUUUUUCUCAUUAAAAGUAAGAGUGAAUGUCCUACUCUUCUUCAACAAUUUGUACUGCUUGUUGAAAAUCAAUUUGACCACAAAGUUAAAACCAUUCGAAGUGAUAAUGCUAAGGAGAUUACUGAGGUAGAUGCUCUUCUCUUUUACAAACAGCAUGGCAUCUUCCUUCAAACCAGUUGUAGAGACACUCCUCAACAAAAUGGGAUUGUUGAGAGGAAGCACAGACAUCUUCUUGAGGUUGCUAGGGCUUUAUCUUUCCAAUCUAAACUCCCUCAUUCCUUUUGGGGUGAUUGUUUGCAAUGUGCUACUUUCCUCAUUAACAGAACUCCUACUCUUACCCUCAAUGGCUAUUCCCCUCAACAAAGAGGCUACAAAGUUUAUAAUAUUGAUACCAAGAUUGUCAUUGUAUCUAGGGAUGUCCUCUUCUUUGAAAGGCACUUUCCUUUUCAUUAUCUCAAUCACACUACCUCUACUCCUCUACCACAAUUUUUCCUUCCUACUUCUACUCCUACUUACACAGAUGACCAUCCUGAUCCUCCUCUUCCUUUCUUUAACUCCCUGCAUCCUACCCCUUCUACUGUCCCUACUACUAUUCCUUUAAACACAUCUCCUCUUGAUUCUUCUGUCUCUUCUCCUAUUCUACUCCCUAUUUUACCUUCACCUGUAUCCUCACCACCACCACCUUCUCUCUGCAGAUCCCAAAGAAUUCCUAAACAACCCUCACUCCUUCAAUCUUAUCAGUGUAACCAUGUCACUUCCAAUCAUUGGUGUAACCUUGUAUCUUCUCAAGCCCUUUCUGUUACUCACAAAUCUAUCUCACAGACUCACCAAAAAUAUGUUGAACCCAAAUCCUAUGCAGAAGCAGCUUCCUGUCCUCACUGGAUUGAAGCCAUGAACAAAGAGCUUCAUGCACUAGAACAAAAUAACACCUGGACUAUGUAG
Molecule: messenger RNA, 2061 nt
Organism: Amaranthus tricolor (Joseph's coat)
Lineage: Eukaryota; Viridiplantae; Streptophyta; Magnoliopsida; Caryophyllales; Amaranthaceae
Exons: 6
Coding region: 1-2061 (686 amino acids)
Biological process (GO): DNA integration
Molecular function (GO): nucleic acid binding
Source: RefSeq, a predicted model, not a curated record